GCCUUUCUUGGUACCUGUGGCUAAACUUCCAGUCCCGUUCUGCCUGAGGUAACCCAGAGCCGAGGUUGCCUGACCACUGCAUCUGCUGCUGCCCAGGGCUUUGUUCAACUUCCUGUGGGAACGCUUCAAGUCAAGUCGUCUGACCCUGUUGAUCGCUGGAAUCAUGGUCCAUGGGUACAAAGGGGUCCAGUUCCAAAACUGGGCGAAGACCUAUGGCUGCAGUCCAGAGAUGUACUACCAGCCCACAUCAGUGGGGGAGGUCAGAGAGGUGCUGGCCCUGGCCCGGCAGCAGAACAAGAAAGUGAAGGUGGUGGGUGGCGGCCACUCGCCUUCAGACAUCGCCUGCACCGAUGGCUUCAUGAUUCACAUGGGCAAGAUGAACCGGGUUCUCCAGGUGGACAAGGAGAAGAAGCAGGUCACAGUGGAAGCCGGUAUCCUCCUGACUGACCUGCACCCACAGCUGGACAAGCAUGGCCUGGCCCUGUCUAAUCUGGGAGCCGUGUCUGAUGUGACGGUUGGUGGCGUCAUUGGGUCUGGAACACAUAACACCGGGAUCAAGCACGGUAUCCUGGCCACCCAGGUGGUGGCCCUGACCCUGAUGAAGGCUGAUGGAACAGUUCUGGAAUGUUCUGAGUCAAGUAAUGCAGAUGUGUUCCAGGCUGCAAGGGUGCACCUGGGCUGCCUGGGUGUUAUCCUCACUGUCACCCUGCAGUGUGUGCCACAGUUCCACCUUCUGGAGACAUCCUUUCCUUCGACCCUCAAGGAGGUCCUUGACAACCUGGACAGCCACCUGAAGAAGUCUGAGUACUUCCGCUUCCUCUGGUUUCCUCACAGUGAGAACGUCAGCAUCAUCUACCAAGAUCACACCAACAAGGAGCCCUCCUCUGCAUCUAACUGGUUUUGGGACUAUGCCAUUGGGUUCUACCUCCUGGAAUUCUUGCUCUGGACCAGCACCUACCUGCCACGCCUCGUGGGCUGGAUCAACCGCUUCUUCUUCUGGCUGCUGUUCAACUGCAAGAAGGAGAGCAGCAACCUCAGCCACAAGAUCUUCUCCUACGAGUGUCGCUUCAAGCAGCAUGUCCAAGACUGGGCCAUCCCCAGGGAGAAGACCAAGGAGGCCCUGCUGGAGCUAAAGGCCAUGCUGGAGGCCCACCCCAAGGUGGUAGCCCACUACCCCGUGGAGGUGCGCUUCACCCGAGGUGAUGACAUCCUGCUGAGCCCGUGCUUCCAGAGGGACAGCUGCUACAUGAACAUCAUUAUGUACAGGCCCUAUGGGAAGGAUGUGCCUCGGUUGGAUUACUGGCUGGCCUAUGAGACCAUCAUGAAGAAGUUUGGAGGCAGGCCCCACUGGGCAAAGGCCCACAAUUGCACCAGGAAGGACUUUGAGAAAAUGUACCCCGCCUUUCACAAGUUCUGUGACAUCCGCGAGAAGCUGGACCCCACUGGAAUGUUCUUGAAUUCGUACCUGGAAAAGGUUUUCUACUAAAGUAGAAGCAGAAGCAAGCUGCCCUGACCCCUCACUUCUGCUGCCUUGGGGGGGGGGGGGCAGGGCAGUGUCUCACAGGCACAGUGGGAGACGACCUCUCCUGAACACAAGGAGGGGCUGGGCUCUGGCCGAGGCCUCUGCCUUCUUUAUCAUCUUCAUAACACCCCAGGCAAGAAGUGGCCUCUCACUCAAAUUCCUGUUUGCAUCUCCACGAGCCAUACAUAAACUACAAUCAUCUCAGGAAAAGGGGUUCCCCUUGCAUCAUAUCUGUCCAGGCUAAGGAUUUGGUCCUUCUAGGUUCUACUGGUCCACCAAGUAUAGAGAGAUCCCUGGGGCCUGCAGUUUUCCCUCCCUCUUCAGAAGGGAUCUCUUGGCAACAGAGGUAGCAUGAGGCAUGCUCUGCUUACUUUUAUCCUUAAAGGCCUUUCAGAUGCCCAGAGUCUGUCUGUUGGUCCUGAGCAAGCCAUCUUCCAGAUGGGUCCACGUGGCCUUCUGACUGCCAUGGCCUGGCCCUCACAGUGUCUCUUUCGGGUGGUGUUUAGAGUGGAAUUUGCCUCGUCUUCUUAACCAGUUCCUGUUAGAUCCCUGUGUUUUCUCCCUUCACCUCAGAGACAAUUCUUUGGGCUGGGAUCUCGCCGUGUCCCUGGGUUUCCCUGGGUCUUGGUUUCAUCUUUCUCUUCACAGAGAUGAUUUCAGUUUAUUUGUGGCCUUUCUGGAAUGUUCCUUGGAGAGCCAAUAUGUUCCAGGUACUUUGUCAGAAUUAAAAGACUCUGAAAGAU
Molecule: messenger RNA, 2265 nt
Organism: Mus musculus (house mouse)
Lineage: Eukaryota; Metazoa; Chordata; Mammalia; Rodentia; Muridae
Gene: Gulo
Product: gulonolactone (L-) oxidase
Exons: 12
Coding region: 164-1486 (440 amino acids)
Cellular component (GO): membrane; endoplasmic reticulum membrane
Molecular function (GO): FAD binding; L-gulonolactone oxidase activity; oxidoreductase activity
Source: RefSeq, marked validated